AAUUGGCGAGCGCGCGAAACCGUCGCUUUCGCCCCGUUGUCUUCAACCCCGUGGCAUUUUCGGGGUCCUACUCCGCCCAGUGGUUGGUGCGUCGGCUGGCUGCGCUGCGCGCGCCGCACACUCAUUCGCUCGGUCGGGCCCGUCACCGAGUGCAGCAGCUCUCGCGCCUCCGUAGAUGAGUACGACCAGGCAGUUUCGUCCAUGUUGCUGGUGCAUCUUCAACUACGCGUUUUAGGUUAGACGCACAGUACGAGGAUGGAGUCGACGUGGGAAGGAGCGGUGGCGUCCACGACAGGACCGGAGCGCAACGUCGUCGUCUGCUUAACGUCGUCUGCUGCUGCUGCCCGGUGAGAAGAGGAUCGAAAAAAGAAAGUCAGCCUCCUGCUCCGCGCCGUUGUGGUGUGCGGGACAACGCUACCGGCGCUUAAAGGUCAAACUGCGCUCCAGUUGUCGGCGUUGUUGGCGGGCACGGCCGGUCGCUCGGUCGACCGGACGGACGCUUGGGAGGACUGUCCGGGAACGCUUUCGACGUGGUCGGAUACGACGGCACCGGGCAGACGUGAUGGACAAAUCGAAGCAACAGGCCACCAUCCACAAGGUCCGUGAACUUCAACUGGAGGCGGUCCAGAUGGAGGAACACUACGACGUCAUCAAGGAGAUUGGCUCCGGAGAUUACGGCAAGGUUGUGCUGGCGCGACACCGCGAGACGGGCUCGCAGGUGGCGCUCAAGGCCGUGCCGCGUGCGACGACGACCCUAAGGGACUUCCUGAUCGAGUUCCACUACAGCUACUUCCUCUCGCCGCACUCCAGCAUACUGGACACGUACGACGUCUGCUUCGAGACGCCCGAACACUACUACUUUGCGCAGGAGGUGGCGCCCUACGGUGACCUGUGGCACGCCGUCGAAUACUACGGCGGUAUCGACGAGCGCGACCUGAAGACCGUCCUCAGGCAGAUCAUCCCCGCACUCGAGUUCAUGCACAGCAAGGAGCUGGUGCACAGAGACGUCCGAGCCGAGAACAUACUCAUCUUCAGCAAGGACUUCACGAAGGUCAAGCUGACCGACUUCGGGCUCACGAGAAAGGCUGGCACACUGGUCAAGAAGCGGACCAGGUCGCUGCCCACCUGUCCGCCGGAGAUCUGGGAGGCUGUCCACCUCGAAGGCUACACGGUCGAGCUCGGCUCGGACGUCUGGCAAAUCGGCAUGCUCAUCUUCUCCUGUCUCACUGCGAGGUUUCCCUGGGAAAAAGCUGACAUCACGGACACCCGCUUCAACGAGUUCCUCGACUGGCAGAAGCGGAAGACGACCAGGACUCCCCGGGAGUUUAAGCGGUUCACUCCGCGGCUGCUGCGCAUGAUGCGCAGGCUCAUGGAACCCAAGCCCACCAAGCGGUACCCCGUGACGGAGGUGAACAAGUACUACGGCGACCGGUGGCUCAUGGUCAGGUCUCCGAGGACGUCCAAGGUCUCCGAGAUCUGGGACACCGCGACGGCGGCGGCCGUGGCCGGUCACGAGAAGAAGCUGGGCGACGAACUGUUGCACGAGUACGGCAAGGAGCAGCGGAUCCAGAACUGGAUCAUGUCUGGAGCCGAGGGCCAAGCCAAGGAGAGCCAGUAGGGAGUCGGUCGCCCAAGCCGGGCGAUUACGACCAUCAUCUGGCUUGGAUGAAGCCAAGGAAAAAAAAAACGCUGGCUGGAAGAAGCCACACAGAUUGAGUGGCUGCGAUUUUCCACUCAUCUAUAUCUGUGGAUGGUUCCUGAACCAGCCACGGAAACAGCCUAAGCGUGAUCUACUCUCGCGCGGGCUGUGGUCUAUUGGUGUGUUCAGAAUCUUCGAGGUGACUGUAGUGCGCAACUGCACAUGGCCGGCAUGUCUUUCAUGUGAGGGUUAUCGGGGAAAGAAGGGAAAGAGUAACAAGAUGCUGUUUGGCUGCUUAGCUCAGCUGGCUUCCGGGGAGGCCAGGGUAGUCGACGGGCGAGAUGAAUAGUUCGCAUCUGACUUGAGGAUGAGGCUGUGAAGUUCCAUGCUGGGUAGUUGCGGUUUCAAGGUGCCUGCCACGAGCGCCAUCUGAAAAAAGCCGCAUGAACAGUGCCUGCGUUUCGAAAUAAACGUCAGCGAUGGGCGACCAGAAAGUAUGCCGUGGAUGUCCUGCGACGCGCCUCCAGGGAUAAGUAUUACGACGCUGAUAUAUCACGGCUCUCUCCCAAGGAGCAAGAGGCACGCCGCCAACUUCUGGAAGAGUGUGACUAGACAUGCACAGCGAAACGCCCUAGACCAGUGCUUCUCGAAGGACUUCGAAAUCACAUCGUCGAAGAAGAAUGCUGUCAAACAAAUCCAAGAAUUUACAAGCACUACCACACGAAGUGAUAGGGCAGUGAUAAGAUAGUGGUGACGCGCACCCUUCACAGGUAUAGCCAUAAUGUAACACAUGUUAAGGUACAAAGCGUCAUACAAAAAAAAAUUAAGUCCAUGGCACAGUGAAGUAUGUGGCAGAAAGUGCGGAAAACAACCAACUCCGAAGCCGGGUCACAAAAGUUAAUUUCUGGAGAGAUGGAGAGUAGAUGUUUACGGAACUCUCAAAAUGUGUCAGACAUUUGAAAACUGCGUGUGGCAGCUCUGAGUGUGGGAACGUUGCAACCUCACUUAUUUCUUCCGUGAAGGAAGUAUUUCAGCCGUUAAGAAUGUAAAAAGAAAAAAAAGAACGAAGCCCGAUGCCGAUGAACCGGAAAUGAGAAAGAUGUGCGGGUAGCUGCACAACAUUUUGCCGAUUACCGCUGCGGCUCCAACAUUGCCAGUGAUAAGGGAUGUGUGGAGGUAACAGCGCUGGUUGUGUUUGGAAACACUGAAAGAUACUGCAGAAAUAUCUGCUUCACAUUGAGGACCGGUGACUGGAUGUCUCGAUACACAUUAGGUAACACCGCUGGGGCAUUUUCGUCUUCCGAGUUCAUAAUUGAACUUUUGAUGAACGUCCGUUUUCAUUUUUUUUCGUGCUCACUUGAUAUUGGAAUAGACAUGCACGGCUGAAAUAUAUCGACGUCUCUUGGACACCUCUGCUCGGACGUGGUAGAGAGACGUCUACAAGAUGUGCAUGCCGGAGACGAAUGCAAGACGUCUUAUCGUCUUCAAGCGGUGACUAUACAGAAAAGCUCUCGCCGUCUAGUAUUGAAAUCGUCGAGCUGAAGUCGGGAAUGAUAGACCGUCGCGGCAGUGGCUGGCAUGCGGGCAAAGACGGUAUUAUCAAGCAACUGACGUGCAAGAAUCGCGGACGUCUUCGUUAUUGAACAAGUCGUGGGCAGUGUGGACUUCGCAGAACAAUACGCGGACAAAACAAAGAGUGCCGCACGAAGUGUGCGGUGGUGUCUGUGAGAACAAAAAAAAAACUAUAGUAAGUUGUA
Molecule: messenger RNA, 3396 nt
Organism: Rhipicephalus microplus (southern cattle tick)
Lineage: Eukaryota; Metazoa; Arthropoda; Arachnida; Ixodida; Ixodidae
Product: serine/threonine-protein kinase SBK1
Biological process (GO): protein phosphorylation
Molecular function (GO): protein tyrosine kinase activity; protein serine/threonine kinase activity; ATP binding
Source: RefSeq, a predicted model, not a curated record